This is a messenger RNA of Vicia villosa (hairy vetch), 775 nucleotides long. RefSeq lists its product as uncharacterized. Lineage: Eukaryota; Viridiplantae; Streptophyta; Magnoliopsida; Fabales; Fabaceae. The transcript has a single exon. The record is from RefSeq and is a predicted model, not a curated record. Bases 110 to 523 code for a protein of 137 amino acids.
UCACUUCAAAAAAAUUUCGUCAUUCUUCUCAGGAUCCAAUACAUAUAUUUAAGAUCCGGUAAAAUAAUCUUCAUCCAAAUAAUCGGUUAAUCAUUUUGUGUAAGAAAAUAUGGGAAACUGUUGCAAAGCAGCUUCAUCAAUGGAGUGGGGUGGAGAAGACUGGGAAUCUUUGAAGCAGCUAAAGCCAUGUUCAUCAUCAUCAAGUAAGGUAUUUGACGAAGCUGCUUAUCUUGAUCAUCAUAAGAAUAAGGAGACUGAUGUAUUAGGAAAGCUUAGAGCUUCUUGUGAUGCAAAUGGUAAAGUCACGUUGAAGAUUUCAAAGUGCGAAUUAGCUCAAUUAUUGGGAGCUAUACAACAGAAUAGUAAUCAGCGGACUCAGAAGCAGAGGAAGAAAACGAAGGAAUCAGCUUCAGCAGAAGAAGUUCUGUUUCGGUUAAUAAAAGCUAGAGAGCAUGAAACUGCAAAUAAGCAUCACUGCAGUAGUCACUGGAAACCGCUGUUAGACACUAUUUCAGAAUGUUAAUUACUAUAGCUAUGUUUAUUGUUUAGCUAUUCCUAUAGGCUAUAGCCAUGAACACUUUAGUUCCUUCUGUAAUCUCCUCUAUAAUUAUCUAAGUCAACAGAUAAUUAGUUUUUAUAACAAAUUUCAUUGAAUUAUUUUUUUUUUAUGCUCAAUUGUGUUGACCUACCAUUAGCAAGAUGUUUCAAAUGCAAAAUUUUCUUAUUAUUAUUGGUUAUAUACCGGUAGAAGUUAAAGAUUGGCUGGUUUAGAAAA